AUGGCGGAUUCGCCGCAGUCGACCUGCCCACGGCCUGAUGAUACAGUGGCAGAGAAUCCUGAGCCUGACAAAGCUCUGCGCACUAUCUUCUCCGAGAUCUUAGAGGAGAAGCUUCGGUCAUUGGAGCUGCGGCUCGAGGCGCGAUGGCGAGAGCUGCUGCGACGCGAAGUGCCCACAAGAAUUCGGUCCCGCGUGGGCGACCCAACCGGAGAUGUAGCCACUGAGUCGGAAGUCUCCUCCAACUUUCCCCAUUUGCUUGCGAUGCCACCGACAUUGAUUGGUGCAGCGGAUGCUACGGAAAGCACUACCAAGGACUUGCUUCAGCUUCAGCGGCAUCAUCUUGCAGAAGAGGACCAGGAAACGACACCGCAGAGCAAAGCAAAGGGACUGAGCUUGUCAUUCGGCGCAUCCGGCGAUGAGACGCGGCGGGAACAUGCUCGAAGCCUGCGGAGCUCGAAUGCUUCUCAUGACAAACUCCGUAUGACGCCACUGCAAACGUGCAUGAGGAGUAAUGUGAUCGACAUCAGCCUUGCUAUGGUUAUCUUGCUCAGCUCCGUUCUUGUGGGCUUUGAGGUCCAAUACAUUGCGCAGGACUCUUCGACCAUGCUCCCAAACUCCUUCGUAGCAGUCCGCAUCUCCCUCAACAUCAUUUUUGCCUUUGAGCUUGUUCUCCGCUUGUAUGCAUUCGGCUUUGCCUAUUCCGUGCGCCAAGGUUGUGUCUGGUUCUUCUUUGAUACAUUCCUGGCUUUUGGCUCAGUUAUAGAGCUGAGUCUGGACAUCCACAGCUUUUUUCAUGAGCCGCUGGAGGGAAUGCCUGGCUUUUCGCAGUUGCGACUUCUGAAGAUCCUUCGCGUCACUCGUCUGCUGCGCGCCUUGCGGAUCCCAUCCCUCCUGAAGUACGUUGGGCCUUUGCAGACCCUGGUCUCCUCCAUCUCUCACACUCUGUGGUAUCUGGUUUGGGCCGCCGUGCUCCUGGUGCUCAUGAUCUACACGGUCUCCAUUCUCUUCGCCCAGACAGUGACAGCUUACGUGAUAAGCCAGGGCUUGGAAGCUGUGGAGGACUCAAAACCGGCAUUGUUAGAAUUCUGGAGGGAUCUCUUCGUUUCAAUGACCACCUGCUUCAUGGCAAUUUCGGGCGGCAUCAACUGGCAACUGGUGUACGUUCCUUUGAACGAGCUGGAUCCCUUGAUGGGUGUAAUCUUCAUAUUGUAUAUCUCUUUCACGUAUUUCGCGCUGCUAAACAUUCUUACUGGCGUUUUCUGCAAUAGUGCCAUGGAAGCACUAUCACGAGAUCCUGACAUUGUGGCCAUCUCGAAAGAUGCGACGCAUGUGCGCAACCAACUGCUCAAUUUUUUCUAUUUCAUCGACAAGGACGAUUCUGAAGGGAUUACGCUCGAUGAGUUCGAGGUGUGGAUGGCAGAGGAGAAUGGAAAGUUCAACUUGCAAGCGUUGGGAAUUGAGGGAGGGGAUGCCUGGACUCUUUUCAAGCUUCUUGAUGAAGAAGCUUGUGGAUCAAUCUCCAAGGACGCCUUUGUGGACGGCUGCCUGCGCCUGCGGGGAAGUGCUUCAGGUGUAGACAUGGCAACCUUGCGCUGCGAGACACGGGCAGUGCAAGAACUUCUGGGUUUGCUGGUCAUGCGGUUGGAUGCGUCACUGGGCCCAAAACCACGCAGGCCAUCCUUUCCAAGAAGGCUCUCGAAGAGAGGCGCAGUGGCUGCUGAUGUUGAGGUGGGCAUUCUGAUCCGCGCUGAUCCCAAGCACCCAGCUGGGCCGCAUGGACCGUCUUGGCCGGCUUCGCCCAACCAGGUGCCAUACUUGGAGCUGGCGAGGCAGUCAGAGGCCAAAGGCAAGCACUUUGAUGCCUGGUUGCUCUACGGCAAGGCAGCCGAGGAAAGUGCACCGGAGCUCUCGGAAAUCUUCAGACGCCGUGCAUCGUGUGCCCUGGCAGCGAACCUUGCUGUUUGCGCCGUGGCUGACGCAAACGCAGGAAUCGAGAUAGGAGAUGUUCUUUGCCACGAGAUUGCGGCACGAAGCUUGCAGUCCCUGUGCAGAUUCGAGGAAGCGUUGAGUGCAGCCAAGCGAGGUGCGAAGCUGCUGGAAGGCAGUCCCGCUGGCCUGCUGCUGCAGGAGAUGGCGGCAAAUCUCGAGAACACACCUGCAGAGGCUGCGGCACAAGUGCAAGGAGGCAUUUCGCUACCAAGCCCACAAGACCUACAGCAGUUUGUCAUGCGUUCCAUACGGCCUGAUGGUAAGGAAUCGCGUCUCUAUGGUGCUUUGCUGGCAGUGGCAAUGGGUUGGUGGUAUGAGGUUGGCGGGAAUGCGCAGUUGUUCACCAAUGAAAAAGCCACAUCGAAGCAGAACAUCGGCCUUGCAUCAUACGAACACGUGUGGACCACGCAGGACCCGCCCGGAGCCAUGGCCACGCCACAGGUAUAUGGACAAGCACAGAGCGGUCCGGCAGCCGAGCUCCAGCGACAGAUGGCCACGGCUGCAGCGCAGACCGGCGCGCGUGCAGCUGCAGACAGGGCCAGAUCAGGUGUCUAUGAAGUCACGGUUUAUAUCCAAGAAAAUCCUGCAAGCAUUAAAACCAUGUGCUUUUGCAUCGGCCUGCUGCUCAUGAUCUUCAGCAUAAUCACCCUCUUCAACCCGUUUGCGGUCUUGUUCAUGCCGCGACAUUACCUGGCCAAUGUCUACAACAUCAUUUUCGGCAUCAUCAUCUGCAUCUGCGAUGGCAAGGAGUCCUGGAUGCAAAGUUGUGGCGACGUCCAGGCCAAGCUUUUCCAGAAGGCUUUCAUCCUGGCGAACCCCACGGGCCGCGCAAUGUUCUAUAUCUAUGUCGGAACCAUGACGAUGCUUUUGGUACCCGGUGAUGGCUUGUGGAUGAUCAUCUACAUCAUCCUGGGCUCAACCUUGUGCAUCAUGGCCUUGCUCAUGCUAUUCAUGCAUUAUUGCGGUCACCUUUGCGGAGCUAGGACCUACGGACACAUGACUUCCCAAAAUUCCGAGAGAGUCUAG
This is a messenger RNA of Symbiodinium pilosum, 3015 nucleotides long. Lineage: Eukaryota; Dinophyceae; Suessiales; Symbiodiniaceae. The record is from the annotation of a GenBank genome assembly.